This is a messenger RNA of Peromyscus leucopus (white-footed mouse), 3668 nucleotides long. RefSeq names its product potassium two pore domain channel subfamily K member 2 (gene Kcnk2). Gene Ontology annotation, cellular component: membrane. NCBI's taxonomy places the organism in Eukaryota, Metazoa, Chordata, Mammalia, Rodentia, Cricetidae. Bases 539 to 1807 code for a protein of 422 amino acids. Gene Ontology annotation, biological process: stabilization of membrane potential; potassium ion transmembrane transport. The transcript is spliced from 7 exons. The record is from RefSeq and is a predicted model, not a curated record. Gene Ontology annotation, molecular function: potassium ion leak channel activity; outward rectifier potassium channel activity.
UCUUUGUCCGUUCAGGAAUGGAAAGCAUUAUGUACUUCAAAGCACAGUAAGCCCGAUUUGAAAAUAUAGUUUGUGCUUGUGUUACUGUGGCUGUUGGGUGGGACUUGAAGCCGCACAAGGCACAUGGAUGCUUUGUGUGUAAAUAGUACAGCAGACGACACAAGCCAGCAAGAGCAAACGAUACUAGCAACUUUGAUAAGCCCAUUCAUAAGGAAGGAGCGUCUGUCUUUUAAGUUCUCAGGAACAACUGGGAUAUGAUUCCUCAUUUUAAUCAGGGUUUUCUUCCUGAACUAAACUGCAAAAACAGAGGACUUGAGUAGCACAUUUCACUUGCACAGAGCAGCGUUUGUUCAUUUUGAGUGUUUUUGGACAGGAAAUCGAUCUACAGGGUAACACUCACACACACAAAAGAAACAGUAUGGGACGAUGGCUUGCCACUUCAAGUGACUCUGUUUUGGACAUUACGGACAAGAAACCUCGGAGGAAGAACAGCGUAAAAGAUCAAAAGCAUGACAACUCCUGAUGAAAACAUCUCCAAAUGAUGAACCCACGAGUGAAGAGGAACUUCUACCUGGCGGCCCCUGACUUGCUGGAUCCCAAGUCUGCCGCUCAGAACUCCAAACCGAGGCUCUCCUUCUCCGCAAAACCCACCGUGCUUGCUUCCCGGGUGGAGACUGACACGGCCAUUAAUGUUAUGAAAUGGAAGACGGUCUCCACGAUUUUCCUGGUGGUCGUCCUCUACCUGAUCAUUGGAGCCACUGUGUUCAAGGCAUUGGAGCAGCCUCAGGAGAUUUCCCAGAGGACCACCAUCGUUAUCCAGAAACAGACCUUCAUAGCCCAGCACGCCUGCGUCAACUCCACCGAGCUGGACGAUCUCAUUCAGCAAAUAGUGGCAGCAAUAAAUGCAGGGAUUAUCCCCUUAGGAAACAGCUCCAAUCAAGUUAGUCACUGGGACCUCGGAAGCUCUUUCUUCUUUGCUGGUACUGUUAUCACAACCAUAGGAUUUGGAAACAUCUCCCCACGAACUGAAGGUGGAAAAAUAUUCUGUAUCAUCUAUGCCUUGCUGGGAAUUCCUCUCUUUGGUUUUCUGUUGGCUGGGGUUGGCGAUCAGCUCGGGACUAUAUUUGGAAAAGGAAUUGCCAAAGUGGAAGACACGUUUAUUAAAUGGAAUGUUAGUCAGACCAAGAUUCGCAUCAUUUCCACCAUCAUCUUCAUCCUGUUCGGCUGUGUCCUCUUUGUGGCUCUUCCCGCCGUCAUAUUCAAGCACAUAGAAGGCUGGAGCGCUCUGGACGCCAUCUAUUUUGUGGUUAUCACCUUGACAACCAUUGGAUUUGGUGACUAUGUGGCAGGUGGAUCGGACAUUGAGUACCUGGACUUCUAUAAGCCUGUUGUGUGGUUCUGGAUCCUCGUUGGGCUUGCAUACUUUGCUGCUGUUCUGAGCAUGAUUGGAGACUGGUUGCGGGUGAUAUCUAAGAAAACAAAGGAAGAGGUGGGAGAGUUCAGAGCACACGCUGCUGAAUGGACAGCCAACGUCACAGCCGAGUUCAAGGAGACACGGAGGCGGCUGAGCGUGGAGAUCUAUGACAAGUUCCAGCGGGCCACAUCUGUGAAACGGAAGCUCUCCGCAGAGCUGGCCGCGAACCACAGCCAGGAACUGACUCCUUGUAGGAGAACCCUGUCCGUGAACCACCUGACCAGUGACAGGGAAGUCUUGCCUCCCUUGCUGAAGGCCGAGAGCAUCUAUCUGAAUGGCCUGACCCCUCGGUGUGCUGGUGAAGAGAUAGCUGUCAUUGAGAACAUGAAGUAGCUCCCUUCUGGAAGAGUCUGAGGUGUAGCCAUCGGGGAGGGCUUCUCUAGGCUCUUUGUGACUGUUGCUGGUAGCAUUUAAACAUUGUGCAUGACAGAGCUGAAAGGAAAAGCCAAUAGAUACACCCAACUGGUCACCUUACAUCCAGGGAGUGUGGAGUCCUGAGGCAGCACUCUGGGGAGGCUUGUGAGCCAUCCACUGAGUGGCGAGUGAUGGACAGGCAGUGUCCGAUGCCUUUUCGUGCCCAGACUGUUUCCCUCCCCCUUUUUCCUAACGUGCCAUAAGGCCUCUGAAUGAAUUGGAAUGCUUUGGUAGCCAUGUAGCUUGGAGGGAUCAGCCCUUGACUUUUCAGGGUUCACCUAACUGAGCCUGGAUAUGGACCACUUAGGGAUGACAACAUUUCUUUUUGUAAAUGGCAAGAAAUUCUUAUGCAGCCUUUUACCUAAGAAAUUUUCUGUCAGUGCCUUAACUUACGAAGAAACAGGACCCUCUCUAGUGGGCUUGUGGUUUCCCCUCCCUGCCCCCACCCUAGGCUGACCUCUGCUGGUUCUUAUUCUCACCCCCCACCCCCACCCCACCCUACCCCCGCAUACCGUACCCUGCUGGAAGCGAUGUGUAGCUUGACAGGAGAAAGAGAUGCCCACCACAGGCACAGCAGCAACACUCAGGAGCUCUGGCGUCACAAGGACCACAGAGAAGGGAGGUCAGAGAAGGCCCUCUGAGUAUUUAUUUGACUGGGGUACCAAUGGUACAUCUAUAUAUAUGUACAGAGUAAUAAUUACCAGGCCGGUAACAUCGGCUGCUUCUACACAGCCCCCCUUUUCCUGGCAGUAUUUGGAGUUUAUCAUUUAUUAAUAACUAGUCAUUUUUAAAGGCAGAAGAAGUGAGCACAUACAUCUAUAAUCUGAGCGAUUUAAUAGAAGAAAGCUGUCCCGACUGAUAUCACAAGGUGAUUUCAAACAGUUGGUAUGAAUUCAUUCUGAUGAAAAGAAAAUAACGAAGCCAUGGAUGUGUAUUUGCUAGUAAAUAGCUCACUGCCAGCUUGGAAUAGCCCAUGAGGUAUGGAAGGCUUACACCCUUUUCUUUCCUUGAGUGGUUCUUGCCAAAUUGUAGGGUGGGGUGGUGCCCAGGAAGAGGGGGUGCAGCCCCAGCCACCCUCGGGUCCGUCUGCCGAGGUGACUUGGUGUGAGCACAGAUGCUGGACUGGGGAUCACUGUGACUUUUGCACAUGGAAUGAUGCUGACUGCCAACCUACAUCAUCUCUAACAGUAGAGAAAAUGCUGAGGAGCACAAUUUAAAUCCCCAGAGUUAUUUUUUUUUAAGAUAAGAGAAGGCUGAUAAUCCAUUUAAUUUAAAUUUAUAUCCUAUAAUUCUUUUGGCUGUUUCAAGAUUCAGAAAAAUUUUAGUAUCUGCAUCUUGUAAACUGCUCCCCUUUCCUUUAUUUUCAUACUUACAUCUACUGUACACUGUAUAUAUAAUUUUUAAAGUGCAGAAGGAAAAUGAUUCCUCUACAUGUAAUUGCAAAACUGAUUUCCUUUUGGGGGAGGGAUUGGCAUAUGUGAACAGGUGGCAUUCAGAUUAAAGUCUUAAGAAAUAAACCCAGGAUCUUAAAAAAAAUCAAAGAUUCAUAUUUUCCAAAAUUUGAAUUUAAGCUAGAAAUGUAAAUAUCCAGUUAGCUUGCAGAGAGUACUUUUAUAAAUCCACAAAAGUUCUAACCAAAAUUUUAGCAAGUUGGGCUCCUUUACAGAGAAAGCUACACCACCCAUUUCCUCAAUCACCGUUCUGAAAGCUGAUAUGGUGGGACGCGCCACGUAAAAACUGUGAACCGGGAGGACAAAUAAAGUUUGUAAUUAAAGUCGGA